Messenger RNA from Salvelinus sp. IW2-2015, 1729 nucleotides. Its product is annotated as phospholipid phosphatase 2-like. Gene Ontology annotation, biological process: signal transduction; phospholipid metabolic process; phospholipid dephosphorylation. Gene Ontology annotation, cellular component: plasma membrane. Gene Ontology annotation, molecular function: phosphatidate phosphatase activity. The record is from RefSeq and is a predicted model, not a curated record. Lineage: Eukaryota; Metazoa; Chordata; Actinopteri; Salmoniformes; Salmonidae.
AGGGGUCAGUGGCGUGGUGAACGGAGAGGGUUGCGUUGGUUUGUCAGACGCCUCAACUAAUAUAAAAACGUUUUCUUUUACAGUCCGUAACCAAAAUAUGCGGGCAAAGGGGGUAAUAGUUUUAACACUGUGGCCGGUUGAGAUGAUUAGAGUCUGAGUUCGGAAGACAUUUUUGGGAUUUCAAAAUUGCAUAGGCCCACCUAGGUAACAGCAUUUGUGGGCAGGUAGGGAAGUAGCCUUCCGGAAGAACUCGCGAUACAGGUUGGCAGUUUGCAUACGGCACUCGUAAAGUAAGUUUUGAAACAAGUUUUUAAUCAACUACAGAAGGAAAAAUGAAGGAUUUUCGAAAAAAGAAGCUGUAUGUCUUCGUGGACGUGCUGUGCGUGUUAGUGGCGGCACUGCCUUUCCUCAUUAUGACCGUCGUUUUCCGGCCCUACCAGAGGGGUGUGUACUGUGACGAUGAGGAUAUCAAGUACCCCCUCAAACCUGACACUAUCACCCACGGCCUGCUGGCUGCAGUCACCAUCUCCUGCACCGUCAUCAUCCUAGCAUCAGGAGAGGCCUACCUGGUCUACAGUAAGAGGAUUCACUCUAACUCUGAGUUCAACGGGUACGUGGCGGCGCUCUACAAGGUGCUAGGUACCUUCCUGUUCGGGGCAGCUGUCAGCCAAUCACUGACGGACCUGGCUAAGUUCUCCAUUGGACGCCCACGGCCCAACUUCAUGGCCGUCUGCAACCCCAAGGUCUGCAAAGGCUACAUGCUGGAUAUCAACUGCACCGGCAACUCUCAUGACGUCACUGCGUCCAGGUUGUCCUUCUACUCCGGCCACUCCUCCUUCGGGAUGUACUGUAUGCUGUUUCUAGCAUUGUAUGUCCAGGCGAGGCUGAGGGCAAAGUGGGCCAGACUCCUCCGACCCACAAUCCAGUUCUUCCUGGUGGCCUUUGCAGUGUACGUGGGCUACACCCGCGUGUCCGAUUACAAGCACCACUGGAGCGACGUUCUGGUGGGCCUCCUCCAAGGCGCUCUCAUUGCCAUCCUCAACGUGCGCCACGUGUCAGACUUAUUCAAGCAGGGUCCUCCCCACUGCUCCAGCCCAGAGACGGUCGAGAACGAGGAACUGGAGCGCCGCAAACCCAGCCUGCAGAUGGCAGAUGCAGAUCACAACAACCAUUACAGCUACCCAGGGCCUGUGUGAGAGGGGCCAACCCAGUCAACCACUCUCACAACAAGCUCCCACAAACCACUGGACUGACUGAGGGGGCUGCGCACAUUACCAGAAUCCUCUAUGGCCUGGGUGCACCAGCGCAUGAGUGGGAGAGGACUUUUAUAUUGAGGCAUCAUCGUUGAUGUUCACUAGUUUUUUACUAUAUUCGUCUCAGAUGUUUUUAUGUUGCUUUUUUUAACACAAUAGAUUAGGUAAGAGUACCAAACAUUCAGAUAAGAAAGAAAGACCAUUCUCAGAAGAGAAGAUGUCUAGAUGAGUCCCAUUUUAGUGCACCUUAGUCAUAUGAGUAAUCUGAACUUCAGUGGGAGUUUGGGAUUGAUAUGUUGAAUGUUUCACCUAUGUGAAAUGGACUGCAGAGAUUUAGAAAUGUUGAUGUUGAUUGUGUAAGCUUGAUAUACCACUAGAUCACAAACAAUCAAUGCAAACGUUUGGCAUAAAGAUUUUAGAAAUUGAAAAUUUGAAAUUUAGAAAUUUUAGCUACGCACAUUCUAGCAUCAAUCACU